This is a messenger RNA of Symbiodinium natans, 1194 nucleotides long. Lineage: Eukaryota; Dinophyceae; Suessiales; Symbiodiniaceae. The record is from the annotation of a GenBank genome assembly.
AUGGCUACGGUCAUCGUGGGCGGAGGAAUCGUGGGUGUCACUGCCGCCCUCUACCUUUUGAAAAAGGGCAAGAAGGUGGCCCUGGUCGAGAAGUGCGCCAUCGCGUGCCACUCCUCCGGGAAAGCUGGCGGCUUUCUAACAGAUGGAGAUUCAGGCUGGCACAGCGGACCCAUCGCACGCCUGGCCAAGCGCUCCUUCGCACUGCACGAGGAAUUGGCGAAGGAGUUCGGAGCCGAAGCGAUUGGCCACAGACGGGUGAAGUGUGUGGGCCAAGGGAUGAGUAAGAGGGGCGUGGAGCCGGACUGGCUCGCCCCCGGAUACCACAGAGACAUGGGCAAUGAGAGUGGCUUGGCACAGGUCACACCAUACAAGUUGAUGGAUACAUUGAAGGACUCGAUCGUCAAGCAAGGCUGUGAGAUCAUCAUUGGAAAGGCCAUCGGUGUGGAGAUGGAAGGUUCCACCGUGAAGGCUCUAAAAGUGAAGCAGGAUGGCAAGGGGGAGUCCUUGCUACCCUGUGCCUCUCUCAUCCUUGGGAUGGGUGCAUGGGCAAGCGAAGCAGCCGAAUGGUUUCCCGAGAGCACUCUGCCACAGCGGACUGUAUCGAACCGAUACACCAGUGUGAUCUGGGAUGACGUCGAGGUUGGGAAAGAUGCCACCAUGGUGUUCACAAUGGGCGACGACCACACUGAGAUCUACCCUCGAACAAACGAGUGCUAUGCCAAUGGCUGCCCCACGGACCCUCCUCUGCCAGAUAAUCCGAUGGAGAUUGAACCUCCUCAAGACGAGAUUGACAAGGUCAAGGUGGAGAGCAUCGCCGCCGUGCCACGGCUGAAGAAUGCAGCGGUCCUCCGCAGCACUGCCUGCUUCUUGGCGGGCUCCGAUGACCAUCGGCCAGUUGUUGGCCGUAUCCCGAAGAUCGAGAACGCUGUCAUCGCAUGUGGCGGAGGCUGUUGGGGCAUUCUGAACGGCCCGGCCAUGGGCGAAGCGGCUGCAGCCCUGGCAGCCGGGGAGGAGCCACCGCUGGAUAUCUCGGCGUUUGAUCCUAUGCGCUUCGACCGGUCGCACCUGCCAGCCUUCAUCAAGGGCCUGCCUCCGAAGCUCACAGCUUUGGUAGCUCAGCACCCGGAACUUGCUGAAGCUUUGAGGCAAGAUCCCGAGAAGAUCACAGCACUCCUGUCGAUGAUGGAGGAUUGA